UGUUUUUAUUUUUCUAGUUUGAGUGAGAGUUAUUUCACUGUAAAAGGAGCCGCUUUAAUUUUACCUCAGAGUGAUUGCAGUAGAAAAACAUCAAAGAAAAAUCAUGGAGGUGAUAUGCAGCAUCACUUACAGGCGAUGUUACACUUGCUACGACCUGAAGAUAAAAUGAAGAUGGCUGUUAAAUUAGAGAAUAGUUCAGCCAGUCCAGAUCACCGGUACCUAGCAUUAGUAUCGACUAUUGGUAGACAAGAUGAAGAGGAAGCGGUUAUACUAGGUAUUGAUUACCGAGAUACAGUCAGUCUAGGACUUGUUAUACCUAUAUUAUCAGGAACCAAAAUAAGACUGGAUGGAGAUGGUGGAUUUACUAUACUAGUACAUGAUGGUCAUCACUUUAUAUUUAAACCUGUAUCUGUUCAAGUUAUGUGGUCUGCUAUACAGAGUAUUGAACUAGCUAUAAAAAUGGCUGAUAAAAAAUUAUAUACAUCAGAAGGCUUAUCACAUACCUGGCUGUCCUAUUAUAACAGUAAAAUAGAUAUCACAGAUAAAGAUAGAAUGAUGGACAAAACAUAUUUAUAUACUCAUACUGUUAUUGUAUUUACUAUUCUUUUACUAUAUGAAGAAACAGCUAGAAUUAAGAAAUCUAUAACUCAAGAGCUAUAUGAGGUGAUGAUGCAGGUUGAUUUAGAUGAAGCCACCAGUAAAUCACUACGUCUGGCUGUAGAAGAGAAAUUAGGUAUUAGUGUUAUGCCAUACAGAGCCUUCUUUGAUUUAGAAACUAUGAGAAUAUUAGGACAGAUGGAUCAAGCUUCACAAAUUACAGAUUUUCUCUACUUAGGAUCCGAAUGGAAUGCUGCUAAUGUUAAAGAACUGAAAAGUCUUGGUAUUGGUUAUAUAUUAAAUAUCACAAGAGAGAUUGAUAAUUUCUUUCAAGGAAUGUUUCAAUAUAAAAAUAUACGACUCUAUGAUAGACCUGAAUCUGAUCUCUUACAACAUUGGAAUAAAACCUAUGAUUUUAUUGAUAGAGCUCGUAAAAAUAACUCCAAGGUUUUAGUUCAUUGUAAGAUGGGAAUCAGUCGUUCAGCUUCAACUUGCAUGGCAUUCCUAAUGAAAGACAAUAAAUGGUGUUUGGAUGAAGCUUAUGAAUAUGUUCAAAGUAGAAGAGCGUGUGUUAAUCCAAAUCCAGGUUUUAUGGAACAGCUAAAAACUUACGAAGGAAUUCUUACUGCUAGGUAG
This is a messenger RNA of Lottia gigantea (owl limpet), 1233 nucleotides long. RefSeq lists its product as hypothetical. Gene Ontology annotation, cellular component: cytoplasm. NCBI's taxonomy places the organism in Eukaryota, Metazoa, Mollusca, Gastropoda, Lottiidae. The annotation marks the transcript as partial. The record is from RefSeq and is a predicted model, not a curated record. Gene Ontology annotation, biological process: negative regulation of actin filament polymerization; actin cytoskeleton organization; protein dephosphorylation. The transcript has 10 exons. Gene Ontology annotation, molecular function: protein tyrosine/serine/threonine phosphatase activity; actin binding.